This is a messenger RNA of Drosophila yakuba, 1675 nucleotides long. RefSeq names its product polyubiquitin-C. Gene Ontology annotation, molecular function: protein tag activity; ubiquitin protein ligase binding. Gene Ontology annotation, cellular component: nucleus; cytoplasm. Lineage: Eukaryota; Metazoa; Arthropoda; Insecta; Diptera; Drosophilidae. The coding region runs from base 161 to 1537 and encodes 458 amino acids. The record is from RefSeq and is a predicted model, not a curated record. The transcript is spliced from 2 exons. Gene Ontology annotation, biological process: protein ubiquitination; modification-dependent protein catabolic process.
UGAAACGGAACAUAAGCUGUGAAAAAAUAGUAGAGAGCAGACGUGCGAGCGAGGGAAAUAAGCAAGUUUUUGAAUAUUAAUAGGUACUAUUUCAAAAAGUGCAGACCAAAAGUAAAGAAAUAAAUUCAGUUUUCUGUGCGAAACAAAAAAAUACGCCAAUAUGCAAAUUUUCGUGAAGACCCUCACUGGCAAGACCAUCACUUUGGAGGUUGAGCCAUCCGAUACCAUCGAGAACGUCAAGGCUAAGAUCCAGGACAAGGAGGGAAUCCCCCCAGAUCAGCAGCGUUUGAUCUUCGCCGGAAAGCAGUUGGAGGACGGACGCACCCUGUCCGACUACAAUAUCCAGAAGGAGUCCACCCUUCACUUGGUCCUGCGUCUGCGUGGUGGCAUGCAGAUCUUCGUGAAGACUCUGACCGGCAAGACCAUCACCUUGGAGGUUGAGCCAUCCGAUACCAUCGAGAACGUCAAGGCUAAGAUCCAGGACAAGGAGGGAAUCCCCCCAGAUCAGCAGCGUUUGAUCUUCGCCGGAAAGCAGCUGGAAGACGGACGCACCCUGUCCGACUACAACAUCCAGAAGGAGUCCACCCUUCACUUGGUCCUGCGUCUGCGUGGUGGCAUGCAGAUCUUCGUGAAGACUCUGACCGGCAAGACCAUCACCUUGGAGGUUGAGCCAUCCGAUACCAUCGAGAACGUCAAGGCUAAGAUCCAGGACAAGGAGGGAAUCCCCCCAGAUCAGCAGCGUUUGAUCUUCGCCGGAAAGCAGCUGGAAGACGGACGCACCCUGUCCGACUACAACAUCCAGAAGGAGUCCACCCUUCACUUGGUCCUGCGUCUGCGUGGUGGCAUGCAGAUCUUCGUGAAGACUCUGACCGGCAAGACCAUCACCUUGGAGGUUGAGCCAUCCGAUACCAUCGAGAACGUCAAGGCUAAGAUCCAGGACAAGGAGGGAAUCCCCCCAGAUCAGCAGCGUUUGAUCUUCGCCGGAAAGCAGCUGGAAGACGGACGCACCCUGUCCGACUACAACAUCCAGAAGGAGUCCACCCUCCACUUGGUCCUGCGUCUGCGUGGUGGCAUGCAGAUCUUCGUGAAGACUCUGACCGGCAAGACCAUCACCUUGGAGGUUGAGCCAUCCGAUACCAUCGAGAACGUCAAGGCUAAGAUCCAGGACAAGGAGGGAAUCCCCCCAGAUCAGCAGCGUUUGAUCUUCGCCGGAAAGCAGCUGGAAGACGGACGCACCCUGUCCGACUACAACAUCCAGAAGGAGUCCACCCUUCACUUGGUCCUGCGUCUGCGUGGUGGCAUGCAGAUCUUCGUGAAGACUCUGACCGGCAAGACCAUCACCUUGGAGGUUGAGCCAUCCGAUACCAUCGAGAACGUCAAGGCUAAGAUCCAGGACAAGGAGGGAAUCCCCCCAGAUCAGCAGCGUUUGAUCUUCGCCGGAAAGCAGCUGGAAGACGGACGCACCCUGUCCGACUACAACAUCCAGAAGGAGUCCACCCUCCACUUGGUCCUGCGUCUGCGUGGUGGCGCCAUCUAGAUUUUUUCACGCAUAAUAUAAAACAACGCAAGAAUGCAUACUAAAUUUUAGUAAAUUGGUUUAAUCAAAAGCACAAUAUAAUCAUAAUAUUUAUUGGUACUCAAAGAAUAAAACUUUCAAUUUGUGUGUUCAAUGUAA